AUGCCUACCCAACCCAAGCAGCCGGGACGUCAGUUCUCGCUGGGCACUUCUGCCCAUCGCAAGAGGCAGAUGAGCACCAUGCACGAGCAGGGUAAUGCUUUUGGCCCAGCUUUGACUACUCUCUACUGUGGUAUCUCUGCUGUCUUCUCCGACUCUCACACUGCCGUUGUGGCCCUUGCCAUCCACGACACGGUCUACCUCAUCGACUUCACCGUCAAGCACAUCAACCUCGACGACCCAACCCAGACAGGCAACGAUGCCAUUGCCGACUACGUCAUCAACACCCUCGAGGGCUACGAGCACGAGAACUUCUCCAAGUUCAUUGGCGCCGGCUUGCCCACCACUCUGAAGUACAUGAGCCCUAAUUUGUGCUCCCGCCUUUGGCUCGAGCUUGACAUCGUCCCCGUCGUCUUGCGCCCUGAUGAUGAGCACAAGGAGAAGAGCUUUUGGGACAUCAAGCGAGUUGACGAGCAGGCCGAUUCGAUGGCCCGCAAGUGCAUCAUGAACUUUGGCCCCUCCCUGGUGCCCCUCCUUCAGGUUGGCUUCAGGGGUGUCGUUCAGACCGAUGCUGGAUUCCGCGUGCAGCUCAACACGAUCCAAAACCACAAGGACACGUGCGGUGCUGCGACUUGGGAUGCUACGAUGCACUACGCCAAGAAGCUUCGCGACAACAAGAUCAAGGUCGCUUUCUUCAGCAGUACCCCCCAAGGUGGUGGCGUGGCCCUGAUGCGACACGCUCUUGUCAGGUUUGCGCGUCUCAUUGGUGUUGACCUGACUUGGUAUGUCCCCAAGCCAAGGCCCGGCGUAUUCAGGGUCACCAAGAACAUCCACAACAUUCUCCAGGGUGUCAGCCACCCCGACCAGCGCAUCUCGGCCGAAGAAAAACAGUCCAUCAUUGACUGGAUUACGGACAAUGCAAACCGUUACUGGCUGUCCGAGGGAGGCCCUCUGCGUCCUCCUGAGGAGGGUGGUGCUGAUGUUGUCAUGAUUGAUGACCCGCAAAUGCCUGGCUUGAUCCCCUUGAUCAAGAAGAUUACUCCGGACCGUCCCGUUCUCUACCGAUCUCACAUUCAGAUCCGCAGCGACUUGACCGCGAAGCCCGGUUCUCCUCAGGAAGACAUUUGGAACUUCCUGUGGAGCAACAUUCAAUAUGCCGACAUGUUCAUCAGCCAUCCCAUUCCCAUUUUCGUCCCCCAUACCGUUCCUCGUGAGAAGGUUGUUUACUUCCCGGCCACCACUGAUUGGCUUGAUGGCUUGAACAAGCCUCUCAACAGAUGGGAUACUGGUUACUAUGGUCAUAUCUACAACAACGCCUGCCGCAACCAGAGGAUGACUGAGCUCGAAUGGCCCGCCCGCAAGUACAUCGUGCAGGUGGCCCGUUUUGAUCCGUCCAAGGGAAUUCCUACCGUCAUUGACUCCUAUGCCGAGUUCCGGCGUCUGAUGGAACAGGCGGGUAACACUGACAUCCCCCAGCUUGUCGUCUGCGGCAAUGGUUCAGUUGAUGACCCCGAUGCCAGCAUGAUCUACGACCAGACCAUGAGCCAGCUUGAGAAGCACUACCCCCACCUCAUCAAGGACUGCAGCAUCAUGCGUCUGGAGCCCAAUGACCAGCUUCUCAACACUGUGAUCGCCAACGCCCAUGUUGUCCUCCAGCUCUCGACCCGUGAGGGCUUUGAGGUCAAGGUUUCCGAGGCGCUCCACGCCGGACGUCCCGUUAUCGCUACUCGGGCUGGAGGCAUUCCUCUCCAGGUUAAGGAGAACGUCAACGGCUACCUGGUCGAGCCAGGUGACUACAAGGCUGUUGCUGGUCACCUCGUGAACCUCUUCACUGAUGACGAGUUGCACAAGAAGAUGAGCUACGAGGCCGCUAAUGGUGUAAGUGAUGAAGUGGGCACUGUUGGCAAUGCUUUGGGCUGGUUCUACCUCGCUGCCAAGUGGGCUGAGGUCGGCGUUAGGACCGGUCUGCGGGGCGAUGAGAAAUGGGUCAAUGACAUGGCCAGAGAAGAGGCUGGAAAGCCUUACAUCCAGAGCGAGAACCGCCUCCCACGUCACUUUACACAGAAGAAGGACAUUCCCAUUGUCUCUGGAAAGAGCAACGGCCAGAAUGGACAGAAUGGGCAAAACGGCCAGAAUGGCAAGAAUGGCGAGAAUGGUGAGAAUGGCUCAUGA
This is a messenger RNA of Colletotrichum truncatum, 2169 nucleotides long. RefSeq names its product trehalose synthase. Lineage: Eukaryota; Fungi; Ascomycota; Sordariomycetes; Glomerellales; Glomerellaceae. Gene Ontology annotation, molecular function: glycosyltransferase activity. The record is from RefSeq and is a predicted model, not a curated record.